Messenger RNA from Bufo gargarizans (Asiatic toad), 1528 nucleotides. It is a transcript of the gene B2M, whose product is annotated as beta-2-microglobulin. Gene Ontology annotation, molecular function: MHC class II protein complex binding. The transcript is spliced from 4 exons. NCBI's taxonomy places the organism in Eukaryota, Metazoa, Chordata, Amphibia, Anura, Bufonidae. Gene Ontology annotation, biological process: immunoglobulin production involved in immunoglobulin-mediated immune response; antigen processing and presentation of exogenous peptide antigen via MHC class II; positive regulation of T cell activation. The record is from RefSeq and is a predicted model, not a curated record. Bases 83 to 445 code for a protein of 120 amino acids. Gene Ontology annotation, cellular component: MHC class II protein complex.
UCGUGAUUGGACGAGCCGAGACAGUUUAUAUCUCAGCCCCGGAGAUCGCAGUCAGAAAGCGCUGAAGAGGAGAAGAGCGAGGAUGAGGAUCCCGGGGAGGACGAGCGCUGGGGCCCUGCUGCUCGGUGUGGCCCUAACCCUGGCCCUGGCCGAGAUAAAAUCCCCGACAGUGAACAUCUACACGGCGACCCCGGUGGAGUACGGGAAGAAGAACACGCUCAUCUGCCAUUGCAGAGGCUUCCACCCCCCUCGUAUCGACAUGCGCCUGAAGAAGGACGGGCAGGACAUGCCGGACUGCCAGGAGAGCGACCUGUCCUUCGAACAAGACUGGACGUACUACCGCAGCAAAUACACCGAGUUCACCCCCAAGGAGGGCGAGGUGUAUGAGUGCGAGGUGAAGCACGACGAGGGGAAGCCGCAGACCUACCGGCUCGAAACAUUCUGAUUCGCUUUGAAGAGCCGGGGAUGACGAGUCGCCUUCAGUCCUCCACAAUUGCGUCUUUAUUGCCGUUCCUUCUGCCGCAGAUCAGCCGCUGACCCCCUCCCCGGAUCCUCCCGCAGCACACAGCUAUCGAUGGGUUAAUGCCUGCGCUUGGGGCCUGAAGUGCGAUUCCCCUGACAAUUAUAAUGAUAAACUCUCUUUUUUAUAAUUUAUAGUAAGGCGGUGGUCAUGUGACCGCGUCUCCUGCCGGUGAUUGAUGUGUGACCUCUGCGCGCGUUCUUACCAAGAUCAGUACAUGGUCAUGUAGCAGAGCCGAGCGUGUCAUUCUGCAUAAGCCUUAGUAAGGCGUUACAUAGGACUGCAGGGAGUGUCCACGAUGUCCGUGGUGCACGGUGACUGAUCAGCUCUGCUACAUCUGUAUGCACCUCUGCUAUGUUACGUUUGUGCCCCCUCCUCUAUACAUUACUGCAUAUAAUCAGAGUGCACUCUUCAUCACACUGGGGGGGGGUCUUACUACCCAGAUUUCCUCCCCCCCCCCCCCCCCCCCCCCCUGUAUGUACCGGUGCAGAACCCAGAUUUUCCUGUGGGAAGAAGAGAGUUAACGACUCCGCUGUGUGCAGAUGUGGGUGCUACUCGAGAUAGGUGGGUGGUACCUAUGUGGGUGGGCGGUGCCUGUCUGGGAUAGGUGGGCGGUGCCUGUCUGGGAUAGGUGGGCGGUGCCUAUGUGGGUGGGCGGUGCCUUCUGGGGUGUUGGCGGUGCCUGUCUGAGAUAGGUGGGUGGUACCUAUGUGGGUGGGCGGUGCCUGUCUGGGAUAGGUGGGUGGUACCUUCUGUGGUGUUGGCGGUGCCUGUCUGAGUAGGUGGGUGGUACCUAUGUGGGUGGGCGGUGCCUGUCUGGGAUAGCUGGGCAGUGCCUAUGUGGGUGGGCGGUGCCUGUCUGGGAUAGGUGGGCAGUGCCUAUGUGCGUGGGCGGUGCCUGUUUGGGAUAGGUGGGCGGUGCCUAUGUGGGUGGGCGGAGCACGUUCUGUCUUCAGUACAUACAGUUUCAUUGUACUUUUAUUACCAAUAAAUCUCUCCUACACCCGA